Acanthocheilonema viteae is the source of this 2577-nucleotide messenger RNA. The record is from the annotation of a GenBank genome assembly. NCBI's taxonomy places the organism in Eukaryota, Metazoa, Nematoda, Chromadorea, Rhabditida, Onchocercidae.
AUGUCUCGAAAAUUGGAAAUGUUUGUUUACCUUGCAGUGAUACUACUACAAACGGUAAUACUGAAAACUAAAAAAGAAAAUUAUCCAAAUACUUUUGGUGUUGAAUUUGUAACAUUAUUCCCAUGGAGUAAGAAAGCAUCGAAUGCUACCUAUCUCACCUUUGAAAUUAUUAAUGCAUCAGAAAAUGACACAGCAAUUGUUAGCAUUGAAUACGAUAUUGGCUUGGGAAAUUUGGAAGAUAUGAUAGAAUUACCAAAAGAUGUGUUAAAUGUUAAACCAAAUUCUUAUAUUACACAUAAAUUUGAUGUGACAACAAUAAUGACACGACCAUCUAAGGGAAGCAAAAGUAUUAUUCCGGUUGGUGCAUCACGAAUUUUCAUUUCUUCCAGCUUACCUGUUUCCAUCGUUGAAUGCAUUUUUAUCACAGACAAAAUUGGUGACUGUUUUACAGUUAUACCGAUAACAAUGGCUGGAAAUCAUUAUUCAUUUUCAACUGCAUCACCGAUAUUCAGCGUAUACAUAUCUACUUCAUCACCAAUUCUGGUUUUAUUAACGAUGCGAACACGUUUGACGGAAAUUUCUAAUGAAAAUUUUGCAUGUACAAUGCUUAUGCCAUUACCGCAUAAAGCUUAUUCCGAAAUAGCACUUCGCGAUGAUUUUGAUGUUCAUUUUGCCCCCUUGCAAUCCUCAAACGAUUAUCAAACUCAAUUAUUACUGUCAGCACCAAUGCAAAGUUAUCAACCCUUUACUGUUGCUACAUUUCGGCCUUAUAUUACAAGGCUAAUUAAUGUGAAGCCUAACAAUAUCUCAAAUGAUAAUGCUAUAAAAUGGGAUUAUCAUUUCAAUGAUGCAAUCCUUUAUGAUGUUCCACACCAAUCGAAGAAUACUUUGCUAUUGGAUGGAGAAGCAAUCGAUGCGGAAUAUAUGCAAAAUUUUGAAAAUCCGUUCCGUUACAUCACACUGCGUAAAAUUAAUUCGAAAAAAUUAAAGCGCGGAUUGCAUUGUUUGGAAUCAAAAGGCCGCUAUUUACUUUUUAUAUAUGGUGGAAGCGAGAAAAAUUACGGUUAUGCAUAUGCCUUUAACGCUUAUCCAGAAGAAAUGCUAAAAAGUAUGGUGAGAAAUAAUCCAAGCUUAUAUCGUCAGGAUAUUUUCGGCGUCUCAUUCAUAACUUUAUUUCCAUGGAUGACAAAGGACAAUGCUAAUGAUGAUGACUUUACUACUGCCUUAACUCUCGACAUUCUUAAUCCAGAUCCAUAUAUGAUCGCGAUAGUUAAAAUUUGCUAUCGCAAUGAAUUAAGUGAAAAUUUAACUGAAGUCAUAUACGACAUUAAACCCUAUACGCAUCAGAAGUUGAAAAUGAAUAAAACAAUGAUGACAAAGCUUCGUGAUGCGCAUGGCGAUGGCAUUCAUGAGAGUGUUUAUGAUUCUCGAAUCACUAUAACAUCCUCCAUCCCAAUAUCUGUCACCCAAAAUUGCUUCUUCCAUGAUAGAAUUGGGGACAGUUUCGCAGUGUUACCACUAAAAAUGUCUGACCAAAAGUAUUCAUUUUCGAUACCAAAAUCAGUGGCUAAUAACAGUCAUGCAAUUAUAUAUUUUUUACCGUCAAAUCAAACAACAAAAAUAUCAAUUAUAGCAAAAGCAAAAGAGAAUUCUUCUAUUUUUGCAUAUUAUGGAUCUGGUGAUGAAUUAUCGAUGAAUUUAUGGGGUGAUAAUUCAUUUCAAGUGAUUAUUGCUUUACAACGAUUGCAAAUAAUCCCUGCCACUCUUGACAAUAAACGUCGCAUAGAUUUUGGUUGUACAAUGGCAGUACCUGCACCGCAAAAUGCACAGUACUAUAACUAUUCGGGAUUUUUCACGAUGACACCAUCGGAUAGAAAAUGUCCAUCGUACUACGCCGAUCUUUUCCCACGAAAAGGAUCGAUAAUUAAAAAACAAAAACGGUUAACAUUUGAACCGGCAAUUAUGCAGCAUUAUUUUCAAUUAUCUGCCGCAAUUUUCUCCGAUUUUUCAACAAUUCAUUGCAGGAAUGAUUAUAUUCAAAUUUAUGCUUUUGGAGCUUCUAAUUUGGAAGGUAAUUACAUCGAUUUCAUUCCAUCCACUCAGCAGUAUGUCACAGGAAGAACCCAUUUCGCUGCAUAUCAUUAUCAAAAUUGGGUUUUGAUAUUCAUGGAUAAGUAUGCUAUAAAUGAUAUUGAAAUGGAUGGAAAAUUCAUUGCAGACAAUUAUAUAUAUGAAAUGUCAAGUCCGAACAAUUCCGGAUACUUUGCACUGCAAGCUGUUCAUUCAACCGUACGGUUACAUUACGUACAAUCGACGGGAUAUUAUGCUGUUCACAUUUUGAGUGAUACAUUGAAAAAUGCAAUUCCGAGCAUGACUAAAAAAAGCAAGCAAAAAUUAUAUGCAAAUACAACAGUUCGAGAAAUAUCUACGAAAAGACAGAAAUUGAAAUUAUUUACGAAAUCAGUUACAACUGCUUGUAGCAAAAAUUUAUCCGCUUGCAAAUCAUUUACAAUUGGUGGAAGAAACAGUAAUGUGAUGAUUUUAGAUCGCCAACCUCUUGCAGAUGCAAACGGUUAG